AACGACGGCGUCAAACAAUAACUCCAUAUAUUAUUUUGAAAUGCAAUCGCUUGCUAAUUAAUAUGGCCGGUAAAAAAUCAGCUUUAAUAACAUCCGAUUUCGAAGUAUUUGGUAAAGUACAGGGAGUGUUUUUCCGCAAACAUACUCAAAAGAAAGCAUCUGAGCUCGGCUUGAAAGGAUGGGUCAUGAACACUCCGCAUGGGACUGUCGUGGGCCAAGUUCAAGGUCCCCAAGGAACCGUUGACGACCUGAAGGUGUGGCUUCAAAAAAUAGGGAGCCCUAAAUCCAAAAUCGACAAAGCAAUCUUUAGAAACGAAGGACCUAUCAACAACUACGCGUUUCGGACAUUUGAGAUACGACGCUAAUGCUAAAAACCGGUAAUUGUAAUUCGCUAUCAAUAAAAUAUAUGA
Pieris rapae (cabbage white) is the source of this 410-nucleotide messenger RNA. RefSeq names its product acylphosphatase-1-like. The record is from RefSeq and is a predicted model, not a curated record. Gene Ontology annotation, molecular function: acylphosphatase activity. The transcript has a single exon. Bases 63 to 365 code for a protein of 100 amino acids. Lineage: Eukaryota; Metazoa; Arthropoda; Insecta; Lepidoptera; Pieridae.